Messenger RNA from Zymoseptoria tritici IPO323, 657 nucleotides. RefSeq lists its product as uncharacterized. The transcript has 2 exons. NCBI's taxonomy places the organism in Eukaryota, Fungi, Ascomycota, Dothideomycetes, Mycosphaerellales, Mycosphaerellaceae. The coding region runs from base 1 to 657 and encodes 218 amino acids. The record is from RefSeq and is a predicted model, not a curated record.
AUGUCCGACUCAUCUGCUCAAGAUGAGGCCAUCAAAGCCAGGAUCAUCAAACACAUGAAUGAGCAGCAUCGAGAUUCUAUCGCGAGAUACUUGGAAAAUUAUGCCAAGCUCUCAUCCUUCAGCGCAUACGAUGGCAUCUUGACCGACAUCGAUCUUGGAGGCCUGACACUUUCUUGCCACGGACGGUCUCACCGUAUUCCGCUCGAGCCUCCCAUGAAGAGCUACCGCGAAGCGCGAGAGCGGGUCGUCCAACUCGACAAGGAAUGCUGCCAACAAUUAAAUCGCUCAGACGUGACUGUCAAAGAAUAUCGAUCUCCCCAGGGCUUUGAUGCACUUGUGUUCAUGGUUGUCUCGGCCACGUUCUUGGCUUAUAGCCAAAGGUGGUGGUUUGAGAAGGGGCAGGUCGUCGAGGCAAUACUGGGAAGCUCGUUCGCUCGCUUCAGUCGGACCAUUCAGCCUUGGCUCUUCUGGUUCAUGGUCGCUCUUCACGGUGCGGAGACCAUUUACUUCGCCUCCGCCCAGUUGUCUAAGCAUUCGGUGUCCGCACGGUCACGGAUUUGGUGGUUGUGGACAGGCUCCGUCUUCAUAGAGGGUGUGUUUGCCAUGAAACGAUUUUCUGCCAUGGUCACGGCGCAGCGGGAGAAGCAGAAGCAUUAG